UGAACCCAUGUCUGCCCUCCAGUCUUUCACUCAACUGGGCAACAUCAAGUUUUUGCACUGUACACAAAUUCCACUGCUUCCUCCUAAUGGACAGAAAAAAUUAGGGUUAGGGUUUUGCAGCAAGGGGUAUGACUUUAUGAUUCAACUCUUUUUGAGGAAAUAAAGUAAAAAAAAAUGCAAGGGUUUGCUAUUCCGACAUCAAUUAUAUCAGGAUGCAAACCUCCCUUGUUGGCUUUGAUACCUUGCUGUGGCGCUGUAUCCAGAAGAACCAUCUGCACAUCAUUGUCACCAUUAAAAUGUAGGCACGUGUCAAAAUUGCACUCUGUGCGCGGUACAAUUAGAGCCCAGGCAUCUAGCAUUGGAUCGGGGGGCUAUGAGGAAAGAGACAAGGAAAGCACCUUCUCCAAUGGUUCACCCGGUGAAAAUUCAUCUAAAAUCGACAAGCCUCCUAAUCGAAUUCCUUAUACUCUCUCUAUAGCUGUUGUGCUAUUUGGAUGUGCUCUAUUAUAUUCAUUGAUUGCCUUUGUUAAAGGAGGGCCUUCAUCACUCUUAGAAGCAAUUGCAAAGUCUGGAUUUACUGCUGCAUUCACAUUGAUUUUUGUUUCUGAAAUUGGGGACAAGACAUUUUUUAUUGCGGCACUCUUGGCAAUGCAGUACGAGAAAGGACUGGUUCUUCUGGGAUCAAUGGGUGCUCUAUCACUAAUGACAGCCCUGUCAGUCAUAAUAGGACAGAUAUUUCAUUCAGUGCCUGCUCAAUUUCAAACAACAUUGCCAAUUGGAGAGUAUGCAGCAGCAACUCUUUUGAUGUUCUUUGGCCUCAAAUCAAUUAAAGAUGCGUGGGACCUUCCAUCAAAUGUAAUAAAAUCUGCUGACAAGAACUCUGAACUAGAUGAAUUUGUUGAAGCUGAGGAGCUUGUAAAGGAAAAGGUGUCAAAGCGGCUCACAAAUCCACUUGAAAUUGUGUGGAAAUCAUUUAGCCUUGUAUUUUUUGCUGAAUGGGGAGACCGCUCGAUGCUUGCUACAAUUGCUCUUGGUGCCGCACAGUCUCCUUGGGGUGUCGCAAGCGGAGCCAUUGCUGGACAUCUACUUGCAACAUUGAUUGCAAUUAUCGGAGGAGCGAUUCUUGCCAAAUACAUUUCUGAGAAACUGGUUGGCUACGUUGGUGGAGCUCUGUUUCUUGUUUUUGCCGUGGCCACUUUUUUCGGGGUUUUUUAAUGAUAUCUAAGGAGUCAAUAAUUAAAGAAAAAGAAAGAAAUCUCAGAGCAGCAACGGACAGAACACUGCCUAAACUGGAAAGCAAAGCCGGUUGAUUAUUACAAAAGAAUGUAGAGAAGGGGCCCGAGCUCUCUAGUAGAUCCUGCUGCAGGAACCCUCUUCAUUCUUUAUGGACCCAUAUGAAUCAUCCUGUAAAAAUGGUAGAGCUGUUUAACGAUUAACAUUAGAGAACCCCAUCCUCUGUUGAAAUAAUAUGGUGCAGUAUGUUCUCAGGGACCGCAGAACAACGGAUUCCGACACCAGGUUGCCCCAGCCUUUCACUUUUAACUCUUAGGUUUUGACAUGCGAGACUUGAUAAACAGCUGAUGAAUUUCUGAAAUUGAAUUUGACAAUAUCUUGAUAUAUUUGUUAGCACAUUGAGAAGUGUAAUGUUUUGAUGAGGCGUAGAGGAAUUGGCUAUUUUUAAAGACCUUAUGCCACUUGAAGUGCUUUUUUACUGAUUA
Molecule: messenger RNA, 1718 nt
Organism: Cornus florida
Lineage: Eukaryota; Viridiplantae; Streptophyta; Magnoliopsida; Cornales; Cornaceae
Product: protein PAM71-homolog, chloroplastic
Exons: 10
Coding region: 175-1215 (346 amino acids)
Biological process (GO): manganese ion transmembrane transport; calcium ion transmembrane transport; Golgi calcium ion homeostasis
Cellular component (GO): chloroplast; Golgi apparatus
Molecular function (GO): calcium ion transmembrane transporter activity; manganese ion transmembrane transporter activity
Source: RefSeq, a predicted model, not a curated record